AUGAGGGUCUUUCGUCUAUACAUGUUGAACAGCCUCGAAGUAACCUUUGAUCUAGCUCAUCCGCGUCUCAUCGCUUUGGGAUCGCAGAAGCCGCCUCUUCAUUUCCAUCCGUACCAGGAAGAGUACGUGCAGGUAUUGGCGGGCCGCUUGGCCGCAGAGGUAAACGGACGUGAAGUCAUAUUAAUUCCAAGUGAUGGCGAGUUUUGUCUGCGACCAUGGCCCAUGGAUAGCACAACGAAGUUUUUACUUUCAGGCCAACAGACAUUAAAGGCCUUUAAGCUUGAUAACGUCUUCUUUCAGAGUUGGUAUGCGUAUCAGGACGAGAUUGUGAUUGGUGGCAAGAAGCCUAACCCGAUUCAAGUCAUAUCGACAUUCGACGCAGGAGGCUCAUAUCUAUCGUUGCCGUGGUGGGUUCCUUUUAGGCAUAUAAUUUCCCAAGCCUCUAGUAUUUUGAUUGGGAGGUGGCUUGGCGGUUUAUUAGGGUACCAGCCAUUCUAUCGCAAAUGGUUGACCGAAGAAAAUUGGCAAUUGGCCUGUGAGAAGAUGGAGUCUUCGUUUUUCCAGAGACGGUUUGCAGAUCGUAGACACUCGAGUUGA
This is a messenger RNA of Daldinia loculata, 597 nucleotides long. RefSeq lists its product as uncharacterized. Bases 1 to 597 code for a protein of 198 amino acids. The transcript is spliced from 4 exons. The record is from RefSeq and is a predicted model, not a curated record. Lineage: Eukaryota; Fungi; Ascomycota; Sordariomycetes; Xylariales; Hypoxylaceae.